Messenger RNA from Paramuricea clavata, 189 nucleotides. Lineage: Eukaryota; Metazoa; Cnidaria; Anthozoa; Malacalcyonacea; Plexauridae. The record is from the annotation of a GenBank genome assembly.
AUGGAAAAAAUCGAGGCUGAAUUUCACAAGAUUCUGGCUAGAUCGCCUGACCUGAAGCCGAUUGAAAAUGUCUUUCACUUGGUAAAGAAAAGUCUCGAGAAUGAAGCAAUUGCUAAUAAUAUAACGCACGAAACGUUCCAAGACUUUUCAGCGCGGGUUUUAAAAUCCUUGGAAAAUCUGUCAACCGAU